Molecule: messenger RNA, 1705 nt
Organism: Heterocephalus glaber (naked mole-rat)
Lineage: Eukaryota; Metazoa; Chordata; Mammalia; Rodentia; Bathyergidae
Gene: Spryd4
Product: SPRY domain containing 4
Molecular function (GO): protein binding
Source: RefSeq, a predicted model, not a curated record
AAGUGCGCGGGGUCUUCAACGCGGGGGCGUGUCCCGUGCGUCCGUAGCGCAAGAUGGCACUGCCCUUUGCACGUUCCUGGCGUUUGUGCCGCUGGUCUGCGAAACGAAGGGGGUUUGCCUCUGGGGAAUCCCAAAGAGGCAUCAGUUUCAAACUAGAAGAAAAAACCGCCCACAGCAGUCUGGCACUCUUCAGAGGUGACACAGGUGUCAAAUAUGGCUUGGUGGGAUUGGAGCCUACCAAGGUAGCCCUGAAUGUGGAGCGUUUCCGGGAGUGGGCAGUGGUGCUGGCAGACACAGCGAUCACCAGUGGCAGACACUAUUGGGAAGUGACAGUGAAGCGCUCCCAGCAGUUCCGAAUAGGAGUGGCAGAUGUGGACAUGUCUCGGGAUAGCUGCAUCGGUGUUGAUGAUCGAUCAUGGGUGUUCUCUUGUGCCCAGCGCAAGUGGCACACCAUGUUGGCCAACGAGAAAGCCCCAAUUGAGGGUGUCGGGCAGCCAGAAAAAGUGGGGCUGCUGUUGGAGUAUGAGGCCCAGAAGCUGAGCCUGGUGGAUGUCAGCCAGGUCUCUGUGGUCUGCACGCUACAGACAGAUUUCCGGGGACCAGUGGUGCCUGCUUUUGCUCUUUGGGAUGGAGAGCUGCUGAGUCAUUCAGGGCUUGAGGUGCCAGAGUGUCUUUAGUGUAUGUCCAUUAUUGGGAGUACCUAAUUAUGCUCUUUGCUAGCUUUCUGUUCAAAGUGUCUGAAACUGUUUUAUGUUGCCCCAAGAAGCUCUAGCUCCCACAGUUCAUUGUCAAGACCUGUGCAUUAAGUCAUCUUCUACCUUGUGAAUGCUAGGCAUGCAGUUUCAAACUACUGCCAGUUUCCUGAACAACCAUGGAUAUUAUGUUCCCUGACUUGGCUUCUUUAGUCUCUCUGCCUUCACAUUGCCCAGGCCUUUGUGAGACUAUUCAGUCUUGGAGUCUUGUCUUUCAGUUGUGUUUGAAUUAUGUAUUUGUCACUGUAUUAUCUCGCCUUCCUUUUACUCAUGCGUAACUUGUUUUGGGGACUCUACCAAAUCUCUCCAGAGUAAAUCAUAUCUACCUCUGGCUGUAGGAGUUGUUCAGUGACUUGGCCCUUUCUCUACAGCACCUACAGAGUGUGGGUUCUGGUUCCCUCAGCGCUUUAUUGACUCAGUAGGUCUGAGUGAAAACAGAGUCCUCCAUCCCUAGUACCUCCAUGCAUAGACCCUCAGCCUCACAUAGCUGCAGCAACCUCACCCUGACACCUAGCCAGUCUGUUUUAAUAAUUGUGCCAGUUACAACUGUGACCAAAGGGAAGAGACACUAGAGGGAUAUCUAGGGGAUUAGUGCUAGCAACUGUCUUUCUGAGAAGUUCCAUCUUAAUUUCUGCCACAGUUGAAACUUCAGAGGGAGGAGGAAAGCCUGAGGUUUUGCAACAUCCAUUUUUGGGUCUGUUCAGAUCCAAACCCCUUUUUCCUUUGGCAACAGAAUACACUUAACCUGAAGCAUUAUUUAGGGGUGAGGAAAACCUUGUGGGGUAAGUGAAUAUGUGCAUGAAAUAUGUAUUGUUUGGGCUGCUGUCUGAUGCUAUGGUUCUGUUUUAUUCUACCUUCUAUGAUGGUGAUGAAGGUGGAGAUCCCUAGGGGAGAAAGAAAAUGAAUUUAGCCACAUAAUAAUUUGUGUAAUUAAAGUUUAUUUGAGCACAGAA